AUGGCUUCUUCUUUUUCCGACACCGCCUUGAAUUUGUUACUAUCCUGCGCUAAAGCUAUUGAAGAUGGGGAUCUGAAAAGAGCCGAUGCGUGCCUUCACUACAUCUUGAUUCUUGCUGAUAAGAGACCCUACUCAUAUCAAACCAUAGUGGUGAAAUACUUUGCGGACGCUCUGGUUCGCCGAGCCUACGGACUGCAUCCCGCUUCUUCCUACUUCGCUUUUCCGGUGGAUCCUGCACCAUAUUAUCAUUAUAACAGCUGCCGUAUUAAUGGCGUCAUAAAAAAGGUUAUCGGUUAUGCUUUGAUGGGAAACAGGCGAUUGCAUCUCAUUGAUUUCUCCAUCCCGUAUUACUACAGGUUUCAGAAUUCAGUUCUUCGUACACUACCGAACUUCUUCGGCUAUCCUCUAUCCGUCCGUGUAAGUUACAUACUUCCACCAUUUCUGAAAGAAUAUGUAGAUCUCUCACGCCAAAUGGAGUUUUUGACUAAGGAUGCCGUUAAUGUAAAGUUGGAGGAUGAGUUGAAAGUGGUUUAUGGCAAUAGUUUGGCAGAAGUGGAUGAAUGUGAAAUAGAUUUCAAAAGAAGAAGAGAUGAUGAAAUGGUGGUGGUUUACUAUAAAUUUAAACUUGAGAAGUUGGUAAGAGAUGCAAAAGCAAUGGAGAGAGAGUUGGUAAGAUUGAAGGAGAUAAAUCCGACGAUUGUAAUCAUGCUAGACUUUUAUUCUAAUCAUACCCACUCCAAUUUCUUGACAUGUUUCAAGGAUUCACUUCAGUAUUCCUUGAAGACUGUUGAUUACUGGGCGGAGUUGCACCAUAAUCUUGGUUGUAAGUAUGGGUGGGAGUGCAACAUAGAGGCAGGGGAAGUCGAAUUCCAUUAA
Messenger RNA from Gossypium raimondii (Peruvian cotton), 876 nucleotides. Its product is annotated as DELLA protein GAI1-like. Gene Ontology annotation, molecular function: sequence-specific DNA binding; DNA-binding transcription factor activity. The record is from RefSeq and is a predicted model, not a curated record. Lineage: Eukaryota; Viridiplantae; Streptophyta; Magnoliopsida; Malvales; Malvaceae. Gene Ontology annotation, cellular component: nucleus. The coding region runs from base 1 to 876 and encodes 291 amino acids. Gene Ontology annotation, biological process: response to ethylene; negative regulation of seed germination; negative regulation of gibberellic acid mediated signaling pathway. The transcript has 2 exons.